Messenger RNA from Gloeophyllum trabeum ATCC 11539, 363 nucleotides. RefSeq lists its product as uncharacterized. The record is from RefSeq and is a predicted model, not a curated record. The transcript is spliced from 2 exons. NCBI's taxonomy places the organism in Eukaryota, Fungi, Basidiomycota, Agaricomycetes, Gloeophyllales, Gloeophyllaceae. Bases 1 to 363 code for a protein of 120 amino acids.
AUGCUCAAAAACUACCCGCGCUACGCCGUGCAAACCGGCUAUAUCUCCAAGCCCCGGCCACUCUCCGCGCGCCCGUCAAGAGGCCGCCCAGACGCGCCUCGCGCCCUCGAGAACCAGCGUGCUGAUUCCCGGUCAAGGUCAAGGUCUCGCUCUCGCUCCCCCAUACGCCCGCGCCUCCCCGCCUGGGUCUGGAAACGCCUCUUCCGCCGCAGCCGCAAGCCCGACAUCCCCGCGCGGCCCACUCGCGUCUCCCUCCCCCCACCCGCACGUUCCAGCCUGCGCAGCCGCAACAGCGCCUCCCGCUCUUCAGGGUCGGAGCCCAAUACCGCGGCGAAGAGAGUGACGUUCGUCGAUCAGGAAUGA